Molecule: messenger RNA, 1092 nt
Organism: Clonostachys rhizophaga
Lineage: Eukaryota; Fungi; Ascomycota; Sordariomycetes; Hypocreales; Bionectriaceae
Source: the annotation of a GenBank genome assembly
AUGGCCAACGCCAACGCCCUUCUGAGCUGGGCCCAGUCUUUCACCCCAGCACCUGAGAAGGGCAAAGACGUCUACCGUGCCACAGAAACUCCAUGGCAUCCGAUAUGGGGCCGUGGUGUCUUUGGCGGAGUUCUUCUUGGGCAGUCCCUUGCCGUCGCCCAGGAUACAGUCCCAUCCAACUUCGUGGCGCACAGUCUGCACGGAAGCUUCAUCCUGUCGGCCAAAACCACAGUGCCCACCUUCUAUCAUGUCGAGCGCCUGCGCGACGGGAAAAGCGUGGCUUCUCGAGUGGUCAAGGCAUUUCAAUCGGGGGAGUGCGUCUUCACCGCGACCAUCAGUUUCUUCGUUGAAUCGCCGAGUACCAAGCGAGGGAUGAAUCACCAAGUGUCCAUGCCAACUGAAAUACUUAAGCAAGGUCCCCCCUCGGGGCCCGAUCAGGAUGUGGAUCCGGCUCUCUUGGCUGAAGCCGGCCAGACGCGGAACGGAAGCAUGUAUGAGUGUGUUCGAAUUCCCCCAGUUCGUUCUGAAGGUCAACCAGAGCGACAAUUAUUACGGCAGUGGAUCAGAGCACGAGGGCCAGCGGCAGACGGACAAAAUUCUUCGAAGAGUCUCGAUACUCCUACUUUCAAUCAAAGAGCACACCUUGCUGCACUCGCGUAUAUGACUGACAAUUAUUUCAUCGGUACGGUUGCGCGUGCCCAUGGAGGCAAGCGAUUUAACAACCAUCAGUCCAUUCAGCCUAUCGUAUCGUCGUUGUUGGAUGUAAAGUCGGAAACCAGGGAUGUUGUUGGGAGUUUCGAUGAGUUGGCCCGGGAAGAAGCGGAGGAGUACACAAGAGAUUCCACGAAGACAGACGCAGACCGUGCAAACAUCCAGCUGAUGCUAACUCUGGAUCACUCGAUAUAUUUCCAUAACCAGGCUUCUAUUAGGGCCGAUGACUGGAUGCUUGCGGAGAUGGAAACCCCAUGGGCCGGUGAUGAGAGGGGUCUUGUUGUACAGCGCGUCUGGAACAGAGAUGGGACACUAGUUGCAUCUUGCUUCCAAGAGGGGAUGAUCCGACUGUCAAGAGAGAAGCCACAGAACAAGUUAUAA